This is a messenger RNA of Cebus imitator (Panamanian white-faced capuchin), 2185 nucleotides long. It is a transcript of the gene PAK1, whose product is annotated as p21 (RAC1) activated kinase 1. Lineage: Eukaryota; Metazoa; Chordata; Mammalia; Primates; Cebidae. The coding region runs from base 521 to 2170 and encodes 549 amino acids. Gene Ontology annotation, molecular function: protein serine/threonine kinase activity; ATP binding. The transcript is spliced from 14 exons. Gene Ontology annotation, cellular component: cytoplasm. The record is from RefSeq and is a predicted model, not a curated record. Gene Ontology annotation, biological process: intracellular signal transduction; regulation of axonogenesis; regulation of actin cytoskeleton organization.
UGCGGCUGCAGACCGAGCCGAAGGUGGCGGCUGCACAGUAGACGCCCCCUCACGGCUUUCCCCACACGCUCCCGCCCCUUUUCUCGCCGGUCACGCCUCCCUCACUGGCGCUGCAGUCGUCCUCCACAGACGCUUUCCCCCCAGACUCUUAUUCCCUUUUUCUCUAAGCUCCGCGCCCUCGGGAUCCCCCUCGAAGAACUUGGUCUCCGCAUCGAGUUCCCACCUCCUGCCUCAAAGGCCAUCUGAGUCCCUCGCACCCCGCCCCUCAGCCCCCCGGUCUCCCCCGUGUGUUGCCUGGCUCCCUCCCGACCCCCAUCACCCCUUCCCUCGCAGUUCCCCUGUCCUGAGGGGCUCCGCGGCACGGGCGGCGCUGCGGCGGCAGGAGGGAGAAAGUGAAGCGGCCGCUCGCGCACACUCGCGCGCUCACUCCCGGCUCGGCGGCACCCACCACCGGGAGGAGUAGGAGAAGGAGCCGAGUGGAGCUGAGCGAGAGCGGAAGUAGCUGCUGCUGGUGGUGACAAUGUCAAAUAACGGCCUAGACAUUCAAGACAAACCCCCAGCCCCUCCGAUGAGAAAUACCAGCACCAUGAUUGGAGCCGGCAGCAAAGAUGCUGGAACCCUAAACCAUGGUUCUAAACCUCUGCCUCCAAACCCAGAAGAGAAGAAAAAGAAGGACCGAUUUUACAGAUCCAUCUUACCUGGAGAUAAAACAAAUAAAAAGAAAGAGAAAGAGCGGCCAGAGAUUUCUCUUCCUUCAGAUUUUGAACACACAAUUCAUGUCGGUUUUGAUGCUGUCACAGGGGAGUUUACGGGAAUGCCAGAGCAGUGGGCCCGCUUGCUUCAGACAUCAAAUAUCACUAAGUCGGAGCAGAAGAAAAACCCACAGGCUGUUCUGGAUGUGUUGGAGUUUUAUAACUCAAAGAAGACAUCCAAUAGCCAGAAAUACAUGAGCUUUACAGAUAAGUCAGCUGAGGAUUAUAAUUCUUCUAAUGCUUUGAAUGUGAAGGCUGUGUCCGAGACUCCCGCAGUGCCACCAGUUUCAGAAGAUGAGGAUGAUGAUGAUGAUGAUGAUGCUACCCCACCACCAGUGAUUGCUCCACGCCCAGAACACACAAAAUCUGUAUACACACGGUCUGUGAUUGAACCACUUCCUGUCACUCCAACUCGGGACGUGGCUACAUCUCCCAUUUCACCUACUGAAAAUAACAUCACUCCACCAGAUGCUUUGACCCGGAAUACUGAGAAGCAGAAGAAGAAGCCUAAAAUGUCUGAUGAGGAGAUCUUGGAGAAAUUACGAAGCAUAGUGAGUGUGGGCGAUCCUAAGAAGAAAUAUACACGGUUUGAGAAGAUUGGACAAGGUGCUUCAGGCACCGUGUACACUGCAAUGGAUGUGGCCACAGGACAGGAGGUGGCCAUUAAGCAGAUGAAUCUUCAGCAGCAGCCCAAGAAAGAGCUGAUAAUUAAUGAGAUCCUGGUCAUGAGGGAAAACAAGAACCCAAACAUUGUGAAUUACUUGGACAGUUACCUUGUGGGAGAUGAGCUGUGGGUUGUUAUGGAAUACUUGGCUGGAGGUUCCUUGACAGACGUGGUGACAGAAACCUGCAUGGAUGAAGGCCAGAUUGCAGCUGUGUGCCGUGAGUGUCUGCAGGCUCUGGAGUUUUUGCAUUCAAACCAGGUCAUUCACAGAGACAUCAAGAGCGACAAUAUUCUGUUGGGAAUGGAUGGCUCUGUCAAGCUAACUGAUUUUGGAUUCUGUGCACAGAUAACCCCAGAGCAGAGCAAACGGAGCACCAUGGUAGGAACCCCAUACUGGAUGGCACCAGAGGUUGUGACACGAAAGGCCUAUGGGCCCAAGGUUGACAUCUGGUCCCUGGGCAUCAUGGCCAUUGAAAUGAUUGAAGGGGAGCCUCCAUACCUCAAUGAAAACCCUCUGAGAGCCUUGUACCUCAUUGCCACCAAUGGGACCCCCGAACUUCAGAAUCCAGAGAAGCUGUCAGCUAUCUUCCGGGACUUUCUGAACCGCUGUCUUGAGAUGGAUGUGGAGAAGAGAGGUUCAGCUAAAGAGCUGCUGCAGGUAACUGUCCCUACGCAGGGAAGCACCAAAUUUAAGGAAUCACUAAACCAAGCCUUUUUUACUUCAUAUUUGUCUGUAAGGUACUGGAUAUUAUAGAAUGAGGCUUCUCUU